This is a messenger RNA of Nymphaea colorata (pocket water lily), 1665 nucleotides long. Its product is annotated as UPF0496 protein At1g20180-like. The transcript is spliced from 2 exons. Lineage: Eukaryota; Viridiplantae; Streptophyta; Magnoliopsida; Nymphaeales; Nymphaeaceae. The coding region runs from base 234 to 1406 and encodes 390 amino acids. The record is from RefSeq and is a predicted model, not a curated record.
CAGCCUUCAACUCGUUGAGUUGACAAUGCACCCCUCCUCUCCCCUUUCCUACAUCCGCCUUUAAAUUCUCAGCGGCUGCCCCUCUCCCUCUUCUUCAAUUCCCUGAUCAGAUUCUGAUCGCCACCUCCGCGUCCUCCUUCCGCUGCUUCUUUAUCUUUAGAUCUCACGCCCACGGAGAAAUAACAAAGAUAUUUCAAGAAGAGAAGGAAGAGGCAAGCCCCCAUGAUUCUCCCAUGAUCACCAUGUGGAGGAGAUUGAAGGGACGGACCGCCGGAGCUCCCCUUCCACCCCCAAGAGGUACAGAAAGAGGGGAGGCUAACUUGUUGCCCAAGCCAAGUGUUAAUCAGGAGUACCUGGAAGCUUUCAGAACCAGAUCAUACAUAGAAAUAUGGAGCAAGGUCCAAUGUCAGAUACGGCACCCCAGAGACGAGCCGACCUCAUUAGCCUCUUCCUCUUCUUCAUCGUUUUCACUGCCACCGCCAUCGUCGCCUUCACUGUACAACCACUUGCCUGAGUCCCUCUUAGAACCUAGACAAGAAACCAUAGACUCCAUCCUCCAGCAGCAAAUUUCCCCCUCCAACUCCGAGCUCCGCGAUCUCGUCCAUGAUUACUUCGACAACAGCACCGAGGCUGGCAGGACAUGCGCCAUUCUCCUUCAGUGCAUCAACCAGGCGAGGAUAAAUUAUAGAAAGAUACAGAAGGUCCUGAGCCUGACGCAAAAUCCACAGGACUUCACAAAUGAAGAACUCAAUUUGGUGAUGGGAGAACUUUCCUCCUUCUCCAAACUAGACAACCCUUUGUCCCUCUCGCCUCCCACCCAGUUCCAAACCAUCCACGACCUCUACAGCUUGAUGCAGAAGAAGCUGACGAAGAGGAAGCGGAAGAUAACGAAGAGGGUGAAGGUGAUAGGGCUCGUCAAGAAGCUCUCAUCCGCAGGCCUCAUUCUAGCGUGCACGGCAUUCGCAGUUGUGGGCGUCUUCCUAGCCAUGCAUGGCUGUGCUGGUGUUUUAGCAGCACCACUGGCUCUGCCUGGCUUCUGCACGAAAAUGGUGAUGAAAUUGAAGAGAUUGAGAGCAUUUAGAACCAAUUCUCUGAAUAUUCUGAGUGCCCAAUUGGAUGCCGCUGCUCGGGGGGCCUACAUUUUGAUCAGAGACUUCGACACCAUGAGCAGAUUGGUGACUCGGCUGCAUGAUGAGAUCGAGCACAACAGAGCAGUCAUCACGAUCUGUUUGAGGAACAGGGAGAGACAUAUGCUGCAGGAGAUCCUGAGAGAGCUGAGGCUGAGCGGAGGAGGAUUUGUAGAGCAGCUAAAUGAGUUGGAGGAGCACGUCUACUUGUGUUUCUUAACUAUCAACAAGGCUAGGAGAUUGGUCAUUGAAGAGAUCACAGCACAGAAGAGGCAGUAGCUAGAAAAGCUCUGCACCAAGAUGAUGCCGUCUAGUACUUUUCACUUUCUUGUUUGGGAUUCUUGCUUUUUUCUUUUCUUUUGUUAACAAUUCUUUAUGUAGUUAUGAACCAUUGUCUCUCAUUCCUUUAUUCUUUUAUUCGUCAAGAGUUCAUCUUGUUGGCUUGGAUCAUAGACGAGCAAGCCUGCCAUGCACGUCUUAAUGAGAUAGCCUCGCUUCGAAUGUAUAUGAUGGAAGAACUAUUGAGUGUUUAUGUGAA